AUGUCAAAGAAACACGAUCCGGAGGCAAUCUCGAAUUUCCUUGCAGAACAACGAGAUGAAGCACCCACCGAACUUCAACAUGUCUUUCUCUCUUUCGAAGAUCUCUGGGAACGCAAGCUAUGGCAUCAACUGACAGACAAUCUUUUGGAAUACUUCUCGAAUCCAGAGAGUACUGCUCAGAGACUACCCAUCUACAACACAUUCAUCAUUAGUUUCGCCGACAAGAUCAACCAGCUCAAACUCGUCAAAUUGGGAUUGAGCGCCUCGGCGCAAAUCAAGGAUGACACCGAACGAAGCCAGUUCCUCAAGACUCUCGCCGAUCGAGUUGCUAGACCCGAUUCCGAAGAAGCGCACGUCUACACCAUCACCGAGCUGGCCAGUGUGUAUCUGAGGCUAGGAGAGGCAGCAAAGGCGAAGGAACAAUUAGAAAAGGCGCAACAGACUUUGGAUCAAUUUGAUUUCGUGGAGAAUGUGGUUCACGCUGCCUUCUACCGAGUCAAUGCCGACUAUUACCAAGCUGAGAGCGACUACACAUCCUACUACCGAAACUCGUUACUGUAUCUUGCAUGCAUAGACGAAUCAGAGCUAAAUGCCGAGCAACGACAGCACAGAGCAUACAAUCUGGCCAUUGCUGCAUUGGUGUCGGACCAAAUCUAUAACUUCGGGGAGUUGCUGCUGCAUCCCAUUCUGGACGUCCUCAAGCCUCCACACCCUCAGUCAUGGCUGCGCGACCUACUGUUUGCCUUCAACCGAGGCGAUCUCGCUGCAUUCGACCGGAUGUCCAAUAACCUCAGCAAAGAUCCCAUCCUCGAGUCGCAUCGAUUGUUCCUCUGGCAGAAGAUCAACUUGGCUGCGUUGACAGAGCUGGUAUUCAAGCGGCCUCCACAUGACCGUGCAAUGACUUUCAAGACCAUCAGUCAAGAGACGAAUGUCAAGCCCGAUGAGAUUGAGCACUUGAUUAUGAAGGCCCUCAGCUUGGGACUUCUGCGAGGAAAGAUUGACCAGGUAGCCCAGAUUGCGAGGAUCAACUGGGUACAGCCCAAAGUACUGGAACGAAGCCAAAUCGAGGGCAUGAGGCAGCGGCUGAAGGAGUGGGAUAAUAAUGUCAACGAUUUGGGCCACUGGAUAGAAGGCGUCGGCAAGGAUGUUUGGGCGGCAUAG
Molecule: messenger RNA, 1161 nt
Organism: Cladophialophora psammophila CBS 110553
Lineage: Eukaryota; Fungi; Ascomycota; Eurotiomycetes; Chaetothyriales; Herpotrichiellaceae
Product: 26S proteasome regulatory subunit N9
Exons: 2
Coding region: 1-1161 (386 amino acids)
Biological process (GO): ubiquitin-dependent protein catabolic process
Cellular component (GO): cytosol; nucleus; proteasome regulatory particle, lid subcomplex
Molecular function (GO): structural molecule activity
Source: RefSeq, a predicted model, not a curated record